GGAGCGGUAUCGCUGUGGGAGAAUUGCUGAGCGAUAGAGCGGAGGUUGGAUAAUUAAAAUACAAAUUGAGAUAAACGGAUCAGCAGUCAGGACUGAUAACUAGGCAGCACAGGGUGAGGGUCGGAGUCAGGCCAGGACGUAAGGAUUUUGGAAAGCUAUUUUUAUUCUCAUCUUCGCUCCCAAGAACGCCAUGGCAGCCCAUCGGGAGAAAAAACAUGAAGAAAGGAAUCACAAAAGCACCCGAAAUGACGCUCGGGCUCCUCAAGCACAGUGGGGAAGAGCAUGGGAGGUAGACUGGUUUUCCUUGGCAAGCAUUCUUUUCCUGCUCGCAUUUGCACCGCUGAUCGUGUAUUACUUCAUCAUGUCCUGCAACCAGUACCAGUGCUCUCUGACCAAUCCUCUCAUUGACUUGCUCAUGGGGAAUAAACAUCUGUCUGACAUCUGGAAUAAGACUCCUACGUUGACUUAUACAGCUGCUGGCAUCUAUGCUGCUUGGGUUGCCUUCCAGGUGAUUUUGUAUGUGUUUGUUCCUGACUUCUGCCACAAGUUUCUUCCUGGAUACGUAGGAGGUGUCCAAGAAGGUGCUGUCACUCCUGCUGGUGUAGUAAAUAAGUAUGAAAUCAAUGGACUCCAAGCUUGGAUCAUUACCCAUGUGCUUUGGUUUGCAAAUGCUUAUUAUUUCCACUACUUCUCACCUACCAUCAUUUUUGACAAUUGGAUUCCUCUCCUGUGGUGUGCCAAUAUCCUGGGAUAUGCAGUUUCUACAUUUGCAUGGAUUAAAGGGCACUUUUUCCCUACAAAUGCCAGAGAUUGCAAAUUCACUGGCAACUUCUUUUACGACUACAUGAUGGGGAUUGAAUUUAACCCUCGAAUAGGAAAGUGGUUUGAUUUCAAGCUGUUCUUCAAUGGGCGCCCUGGUAUUGUAGCCUGGACUCUGAUUAACCUUUCUUAUGCUGCUAAACAACAGGAGCUGUAUGGUCACGUAACCAACUCCAUGAUCCUUGUCAAUGUCCUUCAGGGUAUUUAUGUUUUGGACUUCUUCUGGAAUGAAGCCUGGUAUUUGAAAACCAUUGAUAUCUGCCACGAUCAUUUUGGAUGGUACUUGGGCUGGGGAGACUGCGUUUGGUUGCCUUACCUCUAUACUCUGCAGGGUUUAUAUUUGGUUUACCACCCUGUGCAGCUCUGCACAGCUAGUGCCAUCGGGAUCUUGGCGUUGGGCUUGGUUGGCUAUUAUAUCUUCAGAAUGACAAACCACCAGAAAGAUCUCUUCCGCCGUACCAAUGGCAACUGCAAGAUAUGGGGGAAGAAGCCCAACUACAUUGAGUGCUCCUACAUGUCUGCGGAUGGGACCAAGUACUACAGCAAGCUGAUGACCUCAGGGUUCUGGGGGUGGGCACGCCAUUUUAACUACACUGGAGAUUUGAUGGGCUCCCUGGCCUAUUGCCUGACCUGUGGGUUUGAACACAUCUUGCCUUACUUCUACAUUGUUUAUAUGACUAUUCUGCUAGUUCACCGUUGCAUUAGGGAUGAACACCGUUGUUACAGCAAAUACGGGAAAGACUGGAAGCACUACACUGCUGCAGUACCCUACCGGCUCAUACCAGGGCUAUUUUAAGGCUGACACGGAAUCUAAGGGAAAUAAACUUUCUUUUAAAGGAAAAGAGCUUAUUCGCACUGUUAAACUAACAAAAAUAUGUUGGAAAAGGCACAAUUCUCUGUAGAACAAAAGGUGCCUGGAGAACUAUCCUUCAUGUACUGAGGGAAUGUGCUUCUAGUAAGCAGGCACAGUGUUUAAAGUAAACAAAACGAGGCACAGAAAUGGCCUUUUUAAUGGAUGUAUCGGAAGCGUUCAGUCAUGGAUUGAACCACUGAUUGAGCAGCUGGAGGAAAGACCCAGUCAGCCCUGGGAGCGCAGGUGAAGGCAAUUCACUGUGUGACCAGAAGGGGAGGAACCAGGCUCCACCCCUCUUAGGCCUCAUUUAAAGGCUGACUGCCAUUAAGGAAGGUUCUCUUUUUAGAGAUCCCUCUUUGGUGGAAGUUUUUCCCUCCAAACCCCAAAUUUUCUGAUAGGGCUGAGUUGAUCUACUUCCUUUUCUUUGUAGCACCUUGCCGUUGUGCUGGUCUUUCUACCUCUUUUGUAACAUUUUCCAUCAUGUUGAUCUUUCUGAUUGCUACAAGAGGCAUCUCUAAAAAGGCCUGUUUUACCUGGAACUCUUCUUUCCUCUCGCAGAAUUACCUUGGAAUUGAAGAAAAGUUGCAUGCAUUUAGACUCUUGAAAUCUUUCUAGUGCUGGGAGGAAGCCUCACUCCUCACAGCAGCCAAGUACUUGAAGCGAGUUACCAGUGAAUUAGAGGAGGAGAAGGAAAAUAAUGGUGUGAUUGCUUCUAGAAAGGAACUGUAUGGUUGCUUGUGGCAUUCAUAACCUACAGUUAGUAGUGUUCUGAUGGAGGCUUUGAUUUCCUCAUUUGAAGGGGUUAACCUAGGAAAUAACUAGUGUUUCAGAAGACUGGUGUAAUCUGACUCACAAGUUAUUUGUGUGGGCUGGUAUAAGUUAGUAUGGCUUGAUAAUUCCGUUAGUCUGCAGCACUGGAGAAACAUGGUCCGUGUCCACGUGGUUAUUAUCUUGAUACUGAAAUCCUACUUGCUUUUUGAAGAUAUUGAGAAUGCAUUGAUUUCUUUACUGUGGGUAGAAAACUUUGUUUGCUGUCAUUUUUAUCUAAAAUAAUGUUUGAUGUUUGUAACAGUUUGAGAACAAAAUGUUUAGUUUGAAGACAAGUAAAAAAAAAUACUGCUAA
Molecule: messenger RNA, 2795 nt
Organism: Numida meleagris (helmeted guineafowl)
Lineage: Eukaryota; Metazoa; Chordata; Aves; Galliformes; Numididae
Gene: DHCR7
Product: 7-dehydrocholesterol reductase
Exons: 8
Coding region: 191-1615 (474 amino acids)
Biological process (GO): cholesterol biosynthetic process; brassinosteroid biosynthetic process
Cellular component (GO): endoplasmic reticulum membrane
Molecular function (GO): 7-dehydrocholesterol reductase activity
Source: RefSeq, a predicted model, not a curated record